This is a messenger RNA of Echinostoma caproni, 564 nucleotides long. The record is from the annotation of a GenBank genome assembly. NCBI's taxonomy places the organism in Eukaryota, Metazoa, Platyhelminthes, Trematoda, Plagiorchiida, Echinostomatidae.
AUGGGGGAUGAUUUCCACCGUUGGGCUCGGGCGGCCCAGGACUAUAUCGAACUUGUUCCCCCAUCAGACCACAGAAUUGUGCUACUGUCCCUCAUUGAGGGCGAGGCCAAUGAUAUUGUGCGCGACGAAGGUGUACUCGACGCGCCCAUCACCCCAGGAACCUUCCAGAAACUUCGGGAUCGUCUCACAGAUCGCCUCCGUGCGGCGGAAUUUGUUCAUCAGUUCCAAACCCGCAUCCAACUCCCUGGUGAACGGCUGGCCUCGUUUGUUCGUGCACUUCGUCGUCUAGCAGUUGAAGCAUUCCCGGACACUGACCCCAUCGACCGCGACGCGAAUGUGCUCACGCACAUCAUGGUGGGUACGCGGGACCCACCGGUGAGACGCCGCUUCCUCCUCAACCCACCACUCACUGUAGCGGCAGCAUUGGACACCGCCCGGCGCCUCGAACAGGUCGAGGCUGUCCUCAGUCGCGAUCAGCUACCCGAAGCACCAAAAAUCGCCCCCAUGAGAAGCAGUCGACUGCAACGCCCCUUCCGGCCGCGUUACAAUCAAGGCCGCCCGUAG